AUGUCAGUGAAUCAUAAAUAUUUGAAAGAUAUCCGUUUACAAGCAAGUAAUAGAAUUCGAUCUAAGUAUUUAUAUAGAUCAUCCAGAAAAUCAAGAAUUAGAUGUUGGAACGUUAGUAAGGAGCUACUGGAUAAAUAUUUAUUGGCUUUAACCAAAGGUAUGAGCUUGUCAGCUCGUUACAAUUUGCCUCCUAUACGUUGUUCAAUUCUGGUUAUUUGUUCUUUAUGCUCAGGAUUUGAGCUUCAAAAUAUUAGGAGAUCUAAUAGAGUGAAGUUUAUUAUGAAAAUGUUAAGCUUUAUUUAUGGUACAAUAUUCAAUGCAAUAUGUGAAAAUGCAGUUAUUUAUUUCGUAGUAAAUAAUAAAUACAAUGUUGUUUCAAUAAAUAGAAUGUUAUUACUAUUAUACGGUUCAUUAUGGCAUACAGAAGAAAAUAAAAGAGACACAUCAUUGUUUCGAUCAUCGAACCCACCAUUAAUGGAUAAAAUAAAAUUGAUUUGUAAAAAUCGUAAAUUGUGGAAGAGUUACUCAUUAUCAGAAGUGUUGGAUAGGUUUAGUGCAUUUCGUAAAAAGUUUGAGAAAGUGAUUGUAUUUGGAGAUUGUCCUGACUGUGUUGCACAAUACGUCUUGAAUCAUCGAGUAAACAUUGGUCCUAUCAAAGCGAUUUGGAAUAAUCUUAGCGGAAUGGAUAAAUGGUGCACUUCAUACCCAAUGACAGGAUGGAUUGAAUUAGAAGGAUUAGUAGAGAGUAUUUUUCAAUAUUUAUCAUUACCGAAUGAUAAAUAUUUAAUAGAACAAAUUGAUCAAAUUGAUGAAACUUACAAACUCAACUCCUUGCCUCUUUGCCUCCUACCUCUUCAAAUGAUGAACAUAUCAAAUGAAUCAUUAGGUUAUAAUAAAUUUUCUCCAAUUAGAUCAUCUCAGCAUAGUUCUUGCCGCAUCUACAUAUCAUCCUCAUCUUACAUUCAAAUGUAUACAGAAUGUAAUAUGAUUUAUCAUAAUCUAGUGCCAAGUUUAUGUCGGACUAUUGCACAAACUUGCCAAAUUUCCAUUGAUUUAAUUGAUCUACGUAUUGGUGUUCCGGAAACAAUGACAUACAGUCUCGUUGCUUUAGAAAUGUAUUUAAAACAAGCUGCAUCUUCUGAUAUAUUUGUUUUAUUAUUGGGUGAUAAAUACGGUUGGGUUCCUGAGGAAGCGCUAGUUAGAGCAUUGCCAGACUCACUUCUUGCUGAAGUCAAUAAAUUUUACAAGGUUGGAAUGUCUGUCAUCGAAAUGGAAUAUCACAUGAUGAAAUUAGCUGUUGUAAAUAAAUUUUCCGACUCAAAUUUGAACAUGUUUCAUUCUAGGAUAUUUGUGUUCAUUCGAGAUUUGAACUGGAGUCAUAUACCGAAGGAAUAUGUACAAGUAUUUGGUGAUCAGGAUCCAGUUAAUAUUGAUCGCCUCAAUGCCUUUAAACAACUUCUAUCAAAUGACGGGAUUUCGAUUGUCAAUUAUUCUGCUGAAUUCAGUGCUAUGAUUGAUAAUCAUCCAAUGAUUGGGAAUUUAGACAAUUUUCGAAGUCAAUUUCUAUCAACACUAGAAUCAACACUUAAGAGAUUAUAUUCUAAUUCUGUAAAUGACGCUGUUAACUUGUCAAUGAUUACGUUAUCUGAUGAUCAUGAUGAUGACAAUAAUAAUAAUAAUAACGAACUGAUAGAUAUUUCAACAUUUCUUGCUACUUAUGUACAUCCAAUAGCUAAUGAAAUAACACCACGACAUUUGUUAAAUAUACAACAUACUUUUAAAACUAUGAUUGGACAAUAUGUUCCGGUAUAUUCAAUUAGUCAACAUACAAAAUCCGAUCAAUCUUCAAAUGAUCAAAAGAAAAAUGGAAACAUUCUAGUGAUUACUGGAAGUCCUGGAUGUGGUAAAACUGUUCAUUUGGCAGCAUUAGCAAUGUCUUUGACUGCAACUGACUAUCAGUCAGCAAGUACUACUACUACUACUACUACUACUACUACUACUACUACUACUACACAAAAAUCACUGUCAAACAAUCAAUCAUCACUAGCUAAAUAUCAAAUUUUAAUUCAUUUUACCAAUGGUAUACCAUGUACAGGUUUAUCAUCGUGUAAACAAUUAUCUACAAUGCUUAAUCAUUGGAUUAAAUCAUUGAUUGGUCAAUUAAAGAGUUUAUUCAAUGCAUCAAGUAUUAUUAAAAUGUUUCUGUCAAAGAUUAAAGUUCAUUUGGAUCAUACAAAUACAAAUGCAAAUGAUGAUCAUAAUUUGAAGUAA
Molecule: messenger RNA, 2271 nt
Organism: Schistosoma turkestanicum
Lineage: Eukaryota; Metazoa; Platyhelminthes; Trematoda; Strigeidida; Schistosomatidae
Source: the annotation of a GenBank genome assembly